Camelus dromedarius (Arabian camel) is the source of this 4360-nucleotide messenger RNA. RefSeq names its product WD and tetratricopeptide repeats 1 (gene WDTC1). Gene Ontology annotation, cellular component: cytoplasm; Cul4-RING E3 ubiquitin ligase complex. The transcript has 16 exons. NCBI's taxonomy places the organism in Eukaryota, Metazoa, Chordata, Mammalia, Artiodactyla, Camelidae. The coding region runs from base 466 to 2553 and encodes 695 amino acids. Gene Ontology annotation, biological process: negative regulation of fatty acid biosynthetic process. Gene Ontology annotation, molecular function: protein binding. The record is from RefSeq and is a predicted model, not a curated record.
CGCGGGGCGGGGGCGGAGACUGCGUGGCGCAGGCGCGGUGCUAAGCUUCUCCUGGGUCCCCAGACAGCUGGAGGAGAUAAACAGAGGAGGAGGAGGGAGGGGAGUGCGUGUGUGAGAGCGCGCGAGGGAGUGUGAGUGUGUGUGAGCGCGGGUGUGAGGCGGUGCGCAGGGGCGGGCGGAGGCGCUGUCCGGCCCCGGCCAGGCGCCGGGCGGGGAGCAUGGGAAGGGGCUAGAGCUGCCCGGGUCCCCCAGCCCCCUCCCCGGGAUCCGCGCCCCCACUCCGGGGAGAGGGGCCGGGCCCCCCGGACGGACAUGGGCUCCUGAAGUUGCGACGCCGCCGCCGGUCCUGGGAAGAGGCCUGACAGGUAAUUAAAUGUGUGUCUUGUGGACCUGGGCUUGGUUGGAAUGCUCAAGUGUCCUGAAGAUCCUUCUAUAGCUUCCUUCUGUUGAAUCUAUUAAGAGAAGAUGGCAAAAGUCAACAUAACUAGAGACCUCAUCCGUAGGCAGAUCAAGGAGCGGGGUGCCCUGAGCUUUGAGCGGCGCUACCAUGUCACUGACCCCUUUAUCAGACGGCUGGGCCUGGAAGCAGAGCUGCAGGGUCACUCAGGAUGUGUCAACUGUCUGGAGUGGAAUGAGAAAGGAGACUUGCUGGCCUCUGGUUCUGAUGACCAGCACACGAUUGUGUGGGACCCGCUGCACCACAAGAAGCUGCUCUCCAUGCACACAGGACACACUGCAAAUAUCUUUUCUGUCAAGUUCCUUCCUCACGCUGGGGACCGAAUCUUGAUCACAGGGGCAGCUGACUCCAAGGUGCAUGUCCACGACCUGACAGUAAAGGAGACGAUCCACAUGUUUGGAGACCACACCAACCGGGUGAAACGCAUCGCCACGGCACCCAUGUGGCCCAACACGUUCUGGAGCGCCGCUGAGGAUGGGCUUAUCCGCCAGUAUGACCUUCGGGAGAACAGCAAACACUCGGAGGUGCUGAUUGACCUGACAGAGUACUGUGGCCAGCUGGUGGAGGCCAAGUGCCUCACUGUCAACCCCCAGGACAACAACUGCCUGGCAGUAGGGGCCAGCGGGCCCUUUGUGAGGCUCUACGACAUUCGCAUGAUCCAUAACCACAGGAAAAGCAUGAAGCAGAGCCCUUCAGCAGGUGUGCAUACCUUCUGUGACCGGCAGAAGCCCCUUCCAGACGGUGCAGCCCAGUAUUACGUAGCAGGUCACCUGCCAGUGAAGCUGCCUGACUACAACAACCGUCUGAGAGUGCUGGUUGCCACUUAUGUAACCUUCAGCCCCAAUGGCACAGAGCUGCUGGUCAACAUGGGAGGAGAGCAGGUCUAUUUGUUUGACCUGACUUACAAGCAGCGGCCAUACACAUUCCUCUUGCCUAGAAAAUGCCACUCCUCAGGGGAAGUUCAGAAUGGCAAGAUGUCUACCAAUGGUGUGUCCAAUGGCGUGUCCAAUGGCCUGCACCUUCACAGCAAUGGCUUCCGGCUCCCGGAGAGUAGGGCACAUGUCAGCCCCCAGGUAGAGCUGCCCCCAUACCUGGAGCGCGUGAAACAGCAAGCCAAUGAGGCUUUUGCCUGCCAGCAGUGGACCCAGGCCAUUCAGCUUUACAGCAAGGCCGUGCAGAGGGCCCCUCACAACGCCAUGCUCUACGGGAACCGAGCUGCUGCCUACAUGAAGCGCAAGUGGGAUGGUGACCACUACGAUGCUCUGAGGGACUGCCUCAAGGCCAUCUCCCUAAAUCCAUGCCACCUGAAGGCACACUUCCGCCUGGCCCGAUGCCUCUUUGAGCUCAAGUACGUGGCUGAGGCCCUGGAGUGCUUGGAUGAUUUCAAAGGGAAGUUCCCGGAGCAGGCACACAGCAGCGCUUGUGAUGCAUUGGGACGUGACAUCACGGCUGCCCUCUUCUCCAAAAAUGAUGGUGAGGAGAAGAAGGGAGCUGGUGGUGGUGGCGGUGGCGGCGGCGGUGGCGGCGGCGGCGGCGGCAGCGGCGGCGGCGGCGGCGGCCCCGUCCGCCUCCGCAGCACGAGCCGCAAGGACUCCAUCUCAGAGGAUGAGAUGGUGCUGCGGGAGCGAAGCUACGACUACCAGUUCCGCUACUGUGGCCACUGCAACACCACCACGGAUAUCAAGGAGGCCAACUUCUUUGGCAGCAACGCUCAGUACAUCGUCAGUGGCUCUGACGAUGGCUCCUUCUUCAUCUGGGAAAAGGAGACCACCAACCUGGUCCGCGUGCUCCAGGGGGACGAGUCCAUCGUCAACUGCCUGCAGCCACACCCCAGCUACUGCUUCCUGGCCACCAGCGGCAUUGACCCUGUUGUGCGGCUGUGGAACCCCCGGCCAGAGAGUGAAGACCUCACAGGCCGCGUUGUGGAGGACAUGGAGGGCGCGUCCCAGGCCAACCAGCGGCGCAUGAACGCGGACCCGCUGGAGGUGAUGCUGCUCAACAUGGGCUACCGGAUCACGGGCCUGAGCAGUGGGGGCGCCGGGGCCUCGGACGACGAGGACAGCUCCGAGGGCCAGGUGCAGUGCCGGCCCAGCUAGAGCCUCCCGGCCUUGGCCCAGCCCCUGCUGUUGCUGGAUCCUCGCCUGGGCAGGAGGUCAGGGGGUUCUGUUUUAGUUUGUCUUCCCCUUCCCUCCAUUUUUUCAUUUUCCCUGUUUUGUUUGUUAGUUUGGCAUUGGGGUGGGGGUUGCUACAACUUGCUGGCUUUCGGACUUUUGGGCGGAUUGGCCCUUGACUGGCCCCAGCCCUGAGCAGCAGAGCAGGAGGGGAAGCUCCUCCAUAUGCCCCCCACCUCCCACUUCCCUGUCCCUGGAGGGCACUGGCCUGUGUCAGGUGGGGAGGCAAGGGCUGAAGCUGUCUUCAAGGACUGCCCGACCCUUCAGUUGGCAGCAGGACGAGGAGUGGGAUUCCCAGGCUGUCAGGGCUAGCCUUGACCACUUGCUGCGUUUGCUCCUGGCGGGCAAAGCUAGCUCCUUCGUGGUCUUCAGGGAAGGUUUUGAAACAGGAUAGGGUCCCCUCCCUUCCUCCAGAGCCACUGUGUCAGGGUGGAAACAGAAGUAAGGAUGUGUGCCCUGGAGCAGGCAUGGCCAGGCCACUGCCUCCUUGCAGUACAGCAUCCUUGCCCUCGUCCCAGGCACUGGCUCUGGGUCCUGCGCCUGCUCUCAGGGGCUCAGCCUUUCCCAAGGGCCCUGGCAGAGGGUGGGGCACCGCAUCAUACCCCACCCAUCUGUGCCAGCCCUUCUGCACUCGCACUCGGAAGGGCCACUCUCCUCCCUCGGGGUGGGCGCUCUUUGGCCUCACUGUGACCUUCCUGCCAGAGCUCCCAGCCAGGCCUACUCUCGCUGAGGUGGCACUCCCUGCUAGGGCCUUCCAGGCCCUCUCUGCCCUCCCUCCCACCCCACAUGCUGAGCCGCCACAAAGACCAAAGAAGUGAUGGCUUUUCUAGUCCCCUGCUGCUCUGGGGGGAGGGGUGGGUCUCCUGAGCCACUCAGAUGGGAAAGUCCUAACUCAGCCCCCUCCCUCCUCAGCAGCCUGAGCUUUACACUGGAUGCAGCAGUCACCCCACCACUCACCAAGCCUCCCUCUUUACCCCCUUGGCUCUCAGCUCAGGGGCUGCUCCCGGUAGUUGGUUCAGCCUUCCUCCCCUCUCCCUCCCCUUUCAGCGCUCACUUGGCUCCAGCCCUCCAGCUGCAGCCUCUGGAGAGAAGCGGCCUCCCUCCCUCCCUCCCUCCCUCCCUCCCUCCCUCCACCCUGUCUCUGCCAGGUGCCUCCUCUCAGUCAGGCUUCAGAGAAGCCCUGGAGACCGGAGGACCAUGUUAAAAGCUUUUUCACAGUUUUAAGAAGAUGAGGGGUAUGAGGGGUGGUGAGGAUAGUGGUGGGGGGUCUGGCACCAUCUAGUCAUUGCUUUAAUCCCAGCAACACAGGUGGCAGCUCCUCCCCCUUCCUCUCCACCCCAUCCACCCCUCUCUUCUAGCUUGGUAAUGAAGUAUAUUUAUUGGUGAAGGAAACAGCUGCUGCUGCUUCUCCUGCUGCUGGGACUUGCUCCCCAUCUCUUCUCCAAGACCUUUCUCCAGCCGGGAGGGGAGAGCGGGAGCACUGGGGCUGGGCCCUGGGGCCCAAGGACCAGCAGGGGCCCCUUUGCUUUCCUGUGUUCGAGCCACGCCAUUUCCUCUCUCCCUGCCUCCCACCCUCUUCCCUGCCUCCUGCCCCUGCCUGCCCAGCCUGGGCCCUGCAGUGUGGAGAGACACAUAAGCCUUACUGUCCUCUGGGGGCAGGAGCCGAGCCUUUUUGUUGCUCCGCUCCCAGGAGAGUGAGGGUGACGCAAUUGAUUAAAACCAUUUUGUUCUA